AGGAGGAGCUCAGGAAGCUGAGAGAAGAAACAAACGCUGAAACGUUAAGGCAGGAGCUAGAAAAGGAACGGCAGAGGAGAUUAGAACUAGAACAAAAAGUCAAUGAAGUACUUAAAGCAAGGACGGAAGAGGUGCCUGCCCCUCAGCAACCUGCAAAGCCACAGACACAAGCCAACGGAACAGAUAAGCGUAGUCACACAGUCUGUUCAAGACUCCAGAAGUGGUUUUGUGAUAGAUUUGGGGAGUAUGUUGAGGACUUCAGAUUUCAGCCGGAAGAGAAUACAGUGGAAACAGAAGAGCCACUUAGUGCUAGAAGGUUGACUGAAAAUAUGAGAAGAUUAAAGAGAGGUGCCAAACCUGUUACUAAUUUUGUGAAGAAUCUUUCUGCCUUAUCAGACUGGUAUUCUAUCUACACUUCUGCUAUUGCCUUUAUUAUAUACAUGAAUGCUGUAUGGCAUGGCUGGGCCAUUCCUAUGUUCUUAUUUUUAGCAAUUUUGAGGUUGUCCCUAAAUUACCUCAUAGCCAGGGGUUGGAGAAUACAGUGGAGCAUUGUGCCUGAAGUUUCUGAACCCGUGGAGCCACCAAAAGAAGACCUGACCGUGUCUGAAAAGUUUCAGCUUGUUCUAGAUGUGGCUCAGAAGGCGCAGAACCUUUUUGGCAAGAUGGCAGACAUACUGGAAAAAAUUAAAAACUUGUUCAUGUGGGUCCAGCCAGAAAUAACACAGAAGCUCUACAUUACUCUAUGGGCAGCUUUUAUUGCAUCCUGCUUUUUGCCCUACAGGAUUAUUGGGCUUGCAAUGGGACUCUAUGCUGGAAUCAAAUUUUUCCUUAUUGAUUUUAUCUUCAAACGAUGCCCCAGACUAAGAGCUAAGUAUGAUACACCUUAUAUCAUCUGGACAAGUCUCCCGACAGAUCCUCAGCUCAAAGAAAGGUCUAAUGCUACAGUGUCGAGACGGGCAUCGUUGUAUUACAGUUACCCUAAAACCUGGAUGCUUCAAACAGCAGCAUCCAGAAGUUAUGUGGGCUCAAGUGCCCCAACUGGAAUAAGCAAAGAUGAAGACACAAGUCGUUUUCAUACCACCAAGAGGGGGAAUUUCCAUGAAGUUUUUAACCUGUCGGAAAAUGAGCGUCCUUUGGCAGUGUGUGAAAAUGGCUGGCGCUGUUGCUUGAUUAACAGAGAUAGGAAGAUGCCUACAGACUACAUCAGGAAUGGAGUUCUUUAUGUCACAGAAAAUUACUUGUGCUUUGAAAGCUCCAAAUCCGGCUCAUCUAAAAGAAAUAAAGUUAUAAAGCUAACGGAUAUAACAGAUAUUCAGAAGUAUAAAGUGCUCUCUGUUCUCCCAGGAUCAGGGAUGGGUAUUGCUGUAUCAACACCAUCUACACAAAAACCUUUGGUGUUUGGUGCCAUGGUACACAGAGAUGAAGCUUUUGAGACAAUUUUCAACCAAUAUGUGAAAAUAACCUCUGCAUCAUCAAGCAGUGAGAGCUAGUAUCUUAUCUUAGAAGAUCUAAAGGAAACUUUCUUAUUUUACAACUUGGUAGUGAAAAAAAUGAACAUCCUCAUCUAUUUUGCAAUAAUUUUUCUUGUCUGGUGGUUUAUAUUCUAUCUGUUACAUAAAUCAAGUGUAUUUUAUAUAUGCCUUCAUGUUUGUUUUUAAGGUUUUUGUAAAAAAAAAAAACAAAA
Molecule: messenger RNA, 1684 nt
Organism: Phaethon lepturus (White-tailed tropicbird)
Lineage: Eukaryota; Metazoa; Chordata; Aves; Phaethontiformes; Phaethontidae
Gene: GRAMD4
Product: GRAM domain containing 4
Exons: 17
Biological process (GO): apoptotic process; negative regulation of toll-like receptor 9 signaling pathway
Source: RefSeq, a predicted model, not a curated record